AUGCGAUCCUCUCACACACUUGGAUUGAUGGACAAGAGGUCACCUUCGAGGACGGGAAAGAGUGGCUAUAGCAAGAUAAACUUCUGUGCACAGCAAGGCAACAAGGAUGGCUUGGAACACUUCUGGGUAGAUAUCUGCUGUAUCGACAAGUCCAAUCCUACUGAACUCCAAGAAGCUAUCAAUUCCAUGUUCCGAUGGUAUCACAAUGCUGCGAAGUGCUACGUAUAUUUGCUCGAUGUCUCAAAGGCCGGUGGGAGGGAUAUGUCGCAACAAGAGUUUCGGCAGAGUCGAUGGUUCACUCGACCUCUGUCUGAAUUUGUUGAACAGCGUUUCUCCUGGAUGCAACACCGCCGGACAACAGUAGCAGAGGACAAAGCGUAUGCACUGCUUGGUAUCUUUGGCGUUGAGAUGAAUCUGCGAUAUGGGGAAGGAUAUCCAAGUGCAUCCAAACGACUUGAGGAAAAGAUUGGUCAGCUAAACAGUUGUCUUCGUGAUUUGCGUAUCACGGAUCCCCGUCACGAUAAACAGCGAAUCGAAGAGACCAAGGGUGGCCUACUUGACGGCGUAUACCGGUGGAUUCUUGAAAAUCCUGACUUUCAAAAGUGGCGUGACAACAAGGAAGAUCGCCUGCUCUGGAUCAAGGGUGACCCAGGCAAGGGAAAGACGAUGCUUCUCUGCGGCAUCAUCAAUGAGCUGGAAAGUUCCAUUAGCAGAAUCGAUUUGCUGUCAUACUUCUUUUAUCAAGCGACUGACUCCCGCAUCAACAGUGCUACGUCUGUCCUGCGUGGAUUAUUGUUUAUACUCAUCAACAGACAACCACUGCUUAUUUCCCAUAUCACGAAGAAGCACGAUCUCGCAGGGAGAGCCAUCUUUGAAGAUAGUAACGCCUGGUUCGCCUUGACUGAAGUAUUUAUGAAUAUUCUUAAAGACCCUAGACUGACGAACGCUUACUUCAUUAUCGAUGCACUCGACGAAUGCAGGACUGACCUACAUCGACUGUCAUACUUCGCAGCUCUGCAUUCAGUCCUCGACUAUUUGGAGGUUUCAUCGCACUCUCACGACAAAGCAUUAAGCACGGUUGUGCACGUGAGCUGGAAUGGGGCAACAGAAGUCGCGACGUGGAAUCUCCUGCACACCGAUUUCUACGGCAAGUUCUCGGAACUCAUAGCUUCUUCACCACGGCAGGGCUUUGAGACACAGAUUCGAUUUCAAGGCUUUGCCAAGCAUGUCGUGCUCGUUGCUCUAGACAUCAACGGCAAGGAGCUCGGCAGAUCGAAUGUCACCGACGCUGAAGUCCCUCCAGACUUGCAAAGCUUGUCGAUUGCGUAUAAAGAAUCACAGUGGGUGGGAAAUGCGCGAAAUCAGCCCUUGUACUGGGAAGUACCUUACCAAGAAGCGAAGAGCAGCUUUUGGUCGAACUUUGAGUGGUUCACUCUGGGGAAUACUAUUUUGUGUUCUCAUAUUGUGCAUCAUUAUCUUUAUGGUCUUGAGGAGGAGCGGUAUAUUGAAGCCACGCAGAGAGUCGUGGUGGCGGACCGGACAGCAAAAGUAUUCUGCCAUCGCGCUUAG
Molecule: messenger RNA, 1569 nt
Organism: Cladophialophora psammophila CBS 110553
Lineage: Eukaryota; Fungi; Ascomycota; Eurotiomycetes; Chaetothyriales; Herpotrichiellaceae
Exons: 2
Coding region: 1-1569 (522 amino acids)
Source: RefSeq, a predicted model, not a curated record